Molecule: messenger RNA, 349 nt
Organism: Trypanosoma cruzi
Lineage: Eukaryota; Euglenozoa; Kinetoplastea; Trypanosomatida; Trypanosomatidae
Exons: 1
Source: RefSeq, a predicted model, not a curated record
ACGCUUCAGAAAGUCCGGGCACAUGCCCAUCUGGAUGAACAGAAGCCAAAAUGAUGCGUUUGAGGAACUCUCCCUUGCCGCAACCGAUGUCUUUGUGGAGGAUCCACGAUAUGAAACGAAAGUAGCCGAGGCCGUUGAGGCGGAUGUGCAACAGAUCACUCAACUAACUGACCUUGUGUUGCAAGACACGAAACCCCUUCAAUUGGCACGAAAAAAGGGAACCAGCGCGGCCAAAAGCAUCGGGGUGGAUAUUACAAAACGGCGCAAGAAAAGCAAAAAAUCGCCGGACCGGGUUCCCCUCCACAAGCCAACCGUACUGCGGGCAGGCAGUCCGGAGACGCGUAUCUGA